Anthostomella pinea is the source of this 867-nucleotide messenger RNA. The record is from the annotation of a GenBank genome assembly. NCBI's taxonomy places the organism in Eukaryota, Fungi, Ascomycota, Sordariomycetes, Xylariales, Xylariaceae.
AUGGCGUCCAUGGAUCCGACCACCAACCUCGAGAAGGAGACGACGACGGGCACCGCCACGGGCUCUGUCAACGGCUCCCACAACAACAACAACCAUGCCGCGUCGCAGCGCUGGGACUACGGCCACAACCCGCUCGCCCACGUCCACUCGGGCCCCGACGGCCGCCUCCCCGCCUUUGGUGGUGAGUUCCAACCCGGUCUGUGGAAGUCAAAUGAGCACCGCAAGUUCGCCAACCCGGCGCCGCUGGGCCUGUCGGCUUUCGCCUUGACCACCUUCGUCCUGUCGCUCAUCAACUGCGGCGCCCGUGGCAUUUCUGAGCCCAACGUCGUGCUAUCUGUCGCCUUCGGAUAUGGCGGUCUCGUCCAGCUCCUCGCUGGCAUGUGGGAAAUGGCAGUUGGCAACACCUUCGGUGCCACUGCGCUGUCCUCGUUCGGUGGCUUCUGGAUCGCGUACGCCAUCCUGCUCACGCCCGGAUUCAACGCCCUCGGCGCGUACACCGAAGCGGCGGACGAGGCAUCGGUUCUGGGCUUCUUCCUGACGGGCUGGUUCAUCUUCACCUUCAUUCUACUGAUCUGCACCUUGCGCUCGACCGUCAUGUUCUUCCUGCUCUUCUUAACCCUUGACCUCGCCUUUCUGAUGCUGGCAUGCUCCGAGUUCGCCGCGUCCAACGGCGCCGCGGGUUCGAGCAAGACGCUGCAGCAGGCCGGCGGUGGCUUCGGUCUGCUGGCUGCGUUCCUGGCCUGGUACAAUGCCUUUGCUGGUAUUGCCGACCCCAGCAACUCGUUCUUCCUCAUCCCGGUCUUCCACUUUCCCUGGUCUGAGAAGGGCCGCGAGUCUCGUGGCAAGACUGUGCGGGAGACCGUCUAA